AUGGCGUCACCGACGAAGAAAUCCUCGUCGUCCUCCUCUGGACGACCUCCAACCGUGAAAUUCGCUCGCCGGACGUCGAGCGGCCGCAUCCAGAGCCUCACCCGCGAGGAAGAGCUUGACAUCGGUAGCGAUUACGGCUCCCACAACGACUUCAACAACUACACCGUCAUGAUGCCUCCGACGCCGGACAACCAGCCGAUGGGCGGCAACGGGAACUCCUCGGACCCGAAAGCCGAGGACCCAAAUAUGAAACAAAGGGCGGGGAUGAGCCGAGGAGGGAAUGACGGAGGAGGUAAUAACGGGGGUGGAUUAGGGGCGAAGAUGGACAGGAUGGCGUCAGCGAUGCAGGCGAACAACAAAUCGCUACUGGUGAGGAGCCAGACAUCGGAUUUCGAUCACAACCGUUGGUUGUUCGAGACGAAGGGGACAUACGGGUACGGGAACGCGUACUGGCCGCAGGAUGAGGAUGAGUACGGUGGAAAUGAUGGGGGGAUGAAUAUGGCAGAUUUCAUGGAAAAGCCAUGGAAGCCGUUGUCGAGGAAGAUUACUAUACCGCCCGCGAUUCUCAGCCCCUACAGGCUACUGGUGGCGCUCCGACUGAUAAUGCUGGGACUGUUCUUGUCAUGGCGGGUGAUGAACCCCAACGAGAAUGCAAUGUGGCUGUGGGGUUUGUCUAUUACGUGCGAGAUCUGGUUUGCCAUCUCAUGGCUACUGGACCAGCUCCCUAAGCUUAACCCCGUUAACCGAGCUACCGACCUCUCCGCACUCCGCGAUAAGUUCGAAACUCCCUCUCCCACCAAUCCCGAGGGAAAAUCUGACCUUCCCGGCAUCGACAUCUUCAUCUCCACUGCUGACCCAGAAAAGGAACCUCCACUAGUGACGGCAAACACUCUCCUCUCUUGCCUGUCGGUGGAAUACCCUGUGGAGAAGCUAUCCUGCUACAUAUCUGAUGACGGGGCAGCUGUCCUGACCUUUGAGGCCAUGGCUGAGGCAGCUAAGUUUGCAGAGGUGUGGGUCCCAUUCUGCCGCAAGCACAACAUCGAGCCGAGGAACCCCGACAGUUACUUCUCUGUGAAAGGGGACCCCACCAAGAACAAGAAGCGGCCGGAUUUCGUCAAGGACAGGAGAUGGAUCAAGAGAGAGUAUGAUGAGUUCAAGGUGCGGAUCAACGGUCUUCCUGAUGUCAUCCGGAAACGGUGCAAGACCCUCAACGAUAGAGAGCUGAAGAAGGAGAAGAUGCUCGCUCAGGAGAGGGCAGGAGAUGGGCCUGUUGACGUGGUUAGACUGCCUAAGGCCACAUGGAUGGCCGAUGAAACGCAAUGGCCCGGGACCUGGUUUGACCCAGGUCCUGAGCACAAGAAAGGCGACCAUGCUGGAAUUCUUCAGGUAAUGAUCAAGGUCCCAGAAACUGACCCGGUUUAUGGUGGGCCAAACGAGAGGACCCUUGAUUUCACAGACGUCGACAUCCGACUCCCCAUGUUCGCCUACGUAUCCCGCGAGAAACGCCCAGGCUUCGAUCACAACAAGAAGGCUGGAGCCAUGAAUGCCAUGGUCCGUGCCUCCGCCAUCCUCUCCAACGGUCCUUUCAUCCUCAACCUCGACUGCGACCACUACUUCUACAACUGCCUCGCCCUCCGUGAGGGCAUGUGCUUCAUGCUCGAUCGCGGUGGCGACCGCAUCUGCUACAUUCAGUUCCCGCAGCGGUUUGAGGGCAUUGAUCCGUCUGACCGCUACGCCAACCAUAACACUGUCUUCUUCGACGGCAACAUGCGUGCACUCGAUGGGCUCCAGGGGCCGGUCUAUGUCGGGACUGGGUGCCUGUUCCGGCGCUAUGCGUUGUAUGGUUUCAACCCACCGCGCGCGAAGGAGUAUCAUGGGUUCUUCGGGCAGAACAAGAACCGGGCACCACAGGUGCAGAUGACGCCCAGCAAUGGUUCUGAGUCGGGGGAGCUGACUGAACUCCACCCGGACUUGAACCUGCCACAGAAGUUUGGUAAUUCGAGUAUGUUUACUGAGUCAAUAGCGGUUGCUGAGUUCCAAGGAAGGCCACUCGCGGACCACGCAUCGGUGCAGAAUGGCCGGCCAUCUGGUGCACUGCUCGGGCCGCGGCCGUUGCUUGAUGCUCCUACAGUCGCUGAGGCCGUCUCAGUCAUCUCCUGCUGGUACGAAGACAACACGGAAUGGGGUGACCGAAUAGGCUGGAUCUAUGGGUCGGUGACGGAAGACGUUGUGACAGGCUACCGCAUGCACAACCGUGGGUGGCGGUCCAUCUACUGCAUCACAAAGCGAGACGCCUUCCGAGGAACAGCUCCCAUCAACCUCACCGAUCGCCUCCACCAGGUCCUCCGGUGGGCGACGGGCUCCGUCGAGAUCUUCUUCUCCAGAAACAAUGCCAUCCUAGCAACCCCCCGCCUCAAGUUCCUCCAGCGAAUCGCCUACAUCAACGUAGGUAUCUACCCCUUCACAUCUGUCUUCCUUGUCACCUACUGUUUCCUCCCAGCUCUCUCCCUCCUUUCCGGUCAUUUCAUCGUCGAAACCCUCAACGUCACCUUCCUAUGCUACCUCCUCGGCAUCACCGUCACCCUCUGUCUCCUCUCCCUUCUCGAAGUCAAGUGGUCCGGUAUCGCCCUCGAGGAAUGGUGGCGGAACGAGCAGUUUUGGGUCGUCGGUGGCACCAGCGCCCAUCUCGCUGCUGUCAUCCAGGGCCUACUCAAGGUCAUCGCUGGCAUUGAGAUUUCCUUCACACUCACCUCCAAAUCCGCCGCUGAGGAUGAUGAAGACAUCUACGCUGACCUCUACGUUGUGAAGUGGACCAGUCUCUUCAUAAUGCCAUUGACGAUCAUUGUCGUGAACGUGGUUGCGUUGAUCAUUGGCUUCUCGAGGACCAUGUACAGCAUCAUACCUCAGUGGAGUAAGAUGAUUGGUGGGGGGUUCUUCAGCUUCUGGGUUCUGUCCCAUAUGUAUCCCUUCAUCAAGGGGCUGAUGGGGAGGAAAGGGAGACUGCCCACCAUCGUUUAUGUAUGGUCAGGGCUCAUUUCGAUCACUGUCUCAUUGCUCUGGCUGUCAAUCAGCCCACCUGAGGACGUGCGCGGCUCCGGUGGGUCAAUGUAGGUAUGAAACAACCGGACCAAGAAGAGAUGGACAGCCACUAUCUCAAACGGAGGUUCUUGAACAGACGUGGAGUUUUCCGGUUUCACAAUAGUUGGUGUGGGAUUCGAGCUUGCCAUCUUCCUCUCUUCUUUUGCAUGUGAGAGAUGGUAGGUGACUAAUAUACCCUUGAUAUGCGUUCAUAGGUAGCAUACUUGGAGAGGGUUUUUGUGUCAUUUUUUGUUUGUAUUUUUCAACUCCCACUGUAAAUGCUCCCACCUGUUGCUGAGGGUGGGU
Molecule: messenger RNA, 3384 nt
Organism: Magnolia sinica
Lineage: Eukaryota; Viridiplantae; Streptophyta; Magnoliopsida; Magnoliales; Magnoliaceae
Product: cellulose synthase-like protein D1
Exons: 5
Coding region: 1-3111 (1036 amino acids)
Biological process (GO): cellulose biosynthetic process; plant-type primary cell wall biogenesis
Cellular component (GO): trans-Golgi network; plasma membrane
Molecular function (GO): cellulose synthase (UDP-forming) activity; mannan synthase activity
Source: RefSeq, a predicted model, not a curated record